AUGCAUCCGCACCCCCACACGGAGGCUAACUUUCUGCUGAUCCACGGCAAGAACUGCUGUGUGUUCCGGGAUGACUUCAUCGCCAACGUCCUGCCGCCCGUGCUGGGGCUGGAGUUCGUGUUCGGGCUCCUGGGCAACGGGCUGGCCCUGUGGAUCUUCUGCUUCCACCUCAAGCCCUGGAAGUCCAGCCGGGUGUUCCUCUUCAACCUGGCGGUGGCCGACUUCCUGCUCAUCAUCUGCCUGCCCUUCCUCAUGGACAACUACAUGCGCAAGUGGGACUGGAAGUUCGGGGACGUGCCCUGCCGGCUGAUGCUCUUCAUGCUGGCCAUGAACCGCCAGGGCAGCAUCAUCUUCCUCACCGUGGUGGCCGUGGACCGCUACUUCCGGGUGGUCCACCCGCACCACGCCCUCAACAAGAUCUCCAACCGCACGGCGGCCGUGGUCUCCUGCCUCCUGUGGGCCCUCACCAUCGGCCUCACGGUGCACCUGCUCUACCGGGACAUGAUGGUCAAGAACGACGACGCCUACCUGUGCAGCAGCUUCAGCAUCUGCUACACCUUCCGCUGGCACGACGCCAUGUUCCUGCUGGAGUUCCUUGUGCCCCUGGGCAUCAUCCUCUUCUGCACCGCCCGCAUCGUGUGGAGCCUGCGGCGGCGGCAGAUGGACCGGCACGCCAAGAUCAAGCGGGCCAUCACCUUCAUCCUGGUGGUGGCCGUGGUCUUCGUGCUCUGCUUCCUGCCCAGCGUGGCCGUGCGCGUCCGCAUCUUCUGGCUGCUGUACACCACGGGCCUCGCGGGCGAGGGCGACUGCGGGGCCUACGCCUCCGUGGACCUGGCCUUCUUCAUCACCCUCAGCUUCACCUACAUGAACAGCAUGCUGGACCCGCUCGUGUACUACUUCUCCAGCCCGUCCUUCCCCAGCUUCUUCUCCGCCCUCCUGCGCCGCUGCCUCCGCAGGAAGAAGCCGGAGGGGCCGCCGCUGCCGGACAACCGGAGCACCAGCGUGGAGCUCACGGGGGACCUGGGCGCGUCCAGGAGCGUGCCCGGCGCCCUGAUGGCCGAGGCCGGGGAGCCCUGGAGCCCCCCCUCGUAUCCGACGGCGGCCGCGGCCUCUCGCUAA
Molecule: messenger RNA, 1119 nt
Organism: Pipistrellus nathusii (Nathusius's pipistrelle)
Lineage: Eukaryota; Metazoa; Chordata; Mammalia; Chiroptera; Vespertilionidae
Source: the annotation of a GenBank genome assembly